AUGGCCAAGAGACCUGCAAAAAAGUUACAUGAAUGUAGUGAAUUGGGGGACCUUUACAGACGUGCAUUCCCUACUCUUGGUGAUGAAUGCCACAAGGACUUCUUUCAAAACCUUCACCUUAGUCGAGAUCAGAAUGCUCAAACAUGGAAGAAGCAGGGAAAAUGCGAGGACUAUGGAAAACCUUUCCAUCAGAGAUCAUUGCUUUUGCGGCACAAGCAAAUUCUUACAAACGUAAAAUCUUAUGAAUGCAGUGAAUGUGGAAGAGUCUUCAGGCGUCAGGCAAAUUUUGUUCGACAUCAAAGAAUGCACACGUCAGAGGAUCCCUUUGAUUGCGACAUAUGUGGGCAAGCCUUCAAACAGAAGUCCACUCUUGCUGUCCAUAAACAGUGUCACCCUCAGAAAAAGCCAUAUAAGUGUCAUGACUGUGGAAAAUGUUUCCGUCAGAUGGCAUAUCUUAUUGAACAUAGGAGGAUUCAUACCAAAGAAAAACCCUAUAAAUGUAGUGAGUGCGAAAGAACAUUUAGUCAGAAUUCAACCCUUAUUCGACAUCAGUUAACCCACAGCGGAGAAAAACCCCAUAGAUGUCUCCAAUGUGGGAAGGCCUUUGGUCGGCAUUCGACCCUUCUGAGCCAUCAACAGAUUCAUACCAAACAGAACACUCACAAAUGCGGUGAAUGUGGAGAGUCCUUUAGCCGGAGUGUAGAUCUCAUUCAGCAUCAAAGAACCCAUACCAAGGAAGAAUUCUUUGAAUGUAGAGAAUGUGGCAAGACUUUUAGUUUUAAGGCAAAUCUUCAUCGCCAUGAGGUCAUUCAUACUGGAGAGAGGCCCUACAGAUGUGACAAAUGCGGAAAAUCUUUCAUCUGGCGCACAAGCUUUAUUAAGCAUCAGGGUACUCACAGAGAACAUUUAUCAAUGUGA
Molecule: messenger RNA, 918 nt
Organism: Neogale vison (American mink)
Lineage: Eukaryota; Metazoa; Chordata; Mammalia; Carnivora; Mustelidae
Gene: ZNF789
Product: zinc finger protein 789
Exons: 1
Coding region: 1-918 (305 amino acids)
Biological process (GO): regulation of transcription by RNA polymerase II
Molecular function (GO): RNA polymerase II cis-regulatory region sequence-specific DNA binding; DNA-binding transcription factor activity
Source: RefSeq, a predicted model, not a curated record